Molecule: messenger RNA, 749 nt
Organism: Plectropomus leopardus (leopard coralgrouper)
Lineage: Eukaryota; Metazoa; Chordata; Actinopteri; Perciformes; Serranidae
Product: histone H2B 1/2-like
Cellular component (GO): nucleosome
Molecular function (GO): DNA binding; structural constituent of chromatin; protein heterodimerization activity
Source: RefSeq, a predicted model, not a curated record
UCAUCGUUUGAUAACAAGAGGAAACAUGGUUGAACAGUCGAAAGCUGCUCCGAAGAAAGGCGCCAAGAAGGCAGUCAUCAAGGCUACUGGCAAGACCGGUACCAAGAGGAGAAGGCCUAGGAAGGAGAGCUAUGCCAUCUACGUGUACAAGGUGCUGAAGCAGGUCCACCCCGACACCGGGAUCUCGUCCAAAGCCAUGGGCAUCAUGAACUCCUUCGUGAGCGACAUCUUUGAGCGCAUCGCCGGUGAGGCUUCCCGGCUGGCCCACUACAACAAGCGCUCCACCAUCACCUCCAGGGAGAUCCAGACCGCCGUGCGCCUCCUGCUCCCCGGUGAGCUGGCCAAGCACGCCGUGUCCGAGGGCACCAAGGCCGUCACCAAGUACACCAGCUCCAAGUAAACGAGUAGACGUUUACUAACCCAAAGGCUCUUUUAAGAGCCACCCACUUCCCCUGAGAGCACUUUUUCUCAAUGCUUAAUUGCCUUAAAUGUGUCACCUCCUUUUUUGCACAGCCAGACCUAAUUUGUGACUUAUGGUAACUGCAUCUGUUAAAACAAAUCCACAUACCAUCAGUGCACCAUGUUAUAAAAAUGCAGUUUUUAUAUAUCAACAGAAGAAUUUGAAAGGUUCUGUGUUUUCCUUUGAUUGUAAUGAGGUAAAUUAACUGUCAAAACUGUUUCUGGACAUCUUAUUACUAUUAACUUAAUUCUCUGCAUAUUAAUUAUAAUAAAUCUUAAUAACAAACAAU